AUGGAUAAAAACCCCAGAGUCUGUGCCAUCUGCAACCGAAGAUUCGCCAAUGGCAAAGCCAUGGGUGGUCACAUGAGAUCUCAUUUACUUAAACUCAAAUUCGCCCUUCACUCGUCUGCUUCUUCUUCUUCCUCCAAUCCACCUCCUUCUUCGCUUACCAAACGUCAACUCCCCACCGAGUCCGACUCACCGAACAAUCCUCUUGGUAGAAGAUCUAAACGUCUUCGUAAGUUGGGGUUGAACUCACCGUCUAACUCGCUGGCUUCACCUUUAUCCGCCGAAGAUGCCGCCAUGUGUCUUCUAAUGCUUUCGAGGGAUCAUCAUCAGAAAAACAAGAAGAAAACUCAAACUGAAGAAUACAUGGAUUAUGAUGAAUCCUUGGUGGUGGAGGAGGAUGACAAUGGCGGCGGUGAAGAUAUCGACGAUGAAUUCUGUAGCAAAGCUAACCCAAAGUACUACAAGUGCGAGACAUGCAAUAAGAGUUUCAGAUCUCACCAAGCUCUAGGUGGGCAUCGAGCUAGUCACAGUCACAAAAACAAGCAGAUUAUCAAAGAAGACGCUGAUGAAGAAGAUGAAGAUUCCGGCGAUGAUCAUCAGAUUCAUCAACAAAGAAUCUUCGAGUGCCCGUUCUGCGACAAGGUGUUCCAUUCAGGUCAAGCUCUUGGUGGCCACAAGAAAAUCCAUUUCGCUUACUUACCCGUCGCUCAUCAAGAUAAGGCUUCUCUUACGUCCUCUUCUACUCUUCAAUCGUUCGAUCUUAAUUUACCAGCUUCAACAGAUGCUGAUGAAGAAGAAGAAGUUAGCCUGGUUCAGAAUUCGAGGCCGUCGAUCUAUGGACAAUCCGUGUGA
Messenger RNA from Hibiscus syriacus, 849 nucleotides. Its product is annotated as zinc finger protein ZAT9-like. Gene Ontology annotation, biological process: regulation of DNA-templated transcription. The transcript has a single exon. Lineage: Eukaryota; Viridiplantae; Streptophyta; Magnoliopsida; Malvales; Malvaceae. Bases 1 to 849 code for a protein of 282 amino acids. The record is from RefSeq and is a predicted model, not a curated record.